CCCGCCGUUGCCCUAACUCUUUCAACCGUCUAGUCCGACCAUGUCGAGCCCCGUAGAAGUUCUAACGAACAUCUGGUCGACAUGUCAAUUACAACUCUCACCUACUGAUCCGUCUAAGUACCUUGUACAAGAAUUCAUCGAAGACAUGGUGCAUCACACGUCGAUGGAGGUGAUAGACGUCGUUUAUUGUGUCCUAGUAGCCGUCGUCUUCACUGUCGUUCGAGCAGGAUUGAAUCGCUGUGUGUAUGAGCCAUUUGUGAAGAAAGUGGAUAUGGAUGAAAAGGAGGCGCUUAAGUUUCCUGAGAGUGCAUUCAAGGUGUUGUACUACGCGUUGUCGUGGGGUUUUUGCUAUUACCUUGUUGUGACCAAGUAUGAGCUUUGGAAUCAUCCCGUUGACGUCUGGAAAGACUGGGAACGAGGAAUGGCAAUUCCUCUUGACAUCUACGGCUUCUACAUCUUCCAACUCGGAUUGUACUUGCAUGCGUUGUAUGCGACGUGUUUUCUGGACGAUGUGAGACGUGACUUCAUAAUGAUGAUUGUGCAUCAUCUUCUCACUAUUGCUCUCAUUGGAUUUUCUUUCACCAUCAGAUAUCAUCUCAUUGGUCUGAUUGUCAUCUUCUUGCACGACUUAAAUGACGUCAUUCUUGACGGUUCAAAGUGUCUUCUCUACAUGCAGCAUCGCGGUGGGAAAGUGUAUCCUCGAUGGGACCAUGCUGCCACAGUUGGAUUUCUAACGUUUUCUGUUGUCUGGUUUAUCAUGCGGUUGUACUGGUACUUUUACAAGGUACUCUACUCAACUGGCUACAUCUCAAUCGUAACGGUUCCAACCGGUCGAUUCUAUCUCUUUUUUAACGGGAUGCUCUGGCUGCUCUUCUUCAUCAACAUCUACUGGUUUUACUUCAUUCUGCAGGCAAUGUAUCGAGUCGUGACUGGCCAAGAACUGAAAGACACCAGAGAACGAGAAGACAAGAAGGAAGAAAUGAAAAAGGAUUGAAGGAUGAAAUGGUGACUUUUUGUAUGCAGCACUAUGUGUACCUUAUGUAAGUCAUGGACGUCACGUGAUUUGAUGUGAUGUAAUUUGGUUUGACAUUGGGCAGUGCUGUGGUUUUGUCACGUGCUAUUGACUAUAUAGUUGCUUGUGCUGCUUCGAUACUCAAUGUUGAUUUGCUUAUCAAUCACAAUUUAUUGUGCAACUUUUUCAAGACCAGAUGUGGAUAUG
Molecule: messenger RNA, 1219 nt
Organism: Corticium candelabrum
Lineage: Eukaryota; Metazoa; Porifera; Homoscleromorpha; Homosclerophorida; Plakinidae
Product: ceramide synthase 1-like
Exons: 5
Coding region: 41-994 (317 amino acids)
Biological process (GO): ceramide biosynthetic process
Cellular component (GO): membrane
Molecular function (GO): sphingosine N-acyltransferase activity
Source: RefSeq, a predicted model, not a curated record